CGCUGACAUUAACCACACAUGCGCACUUUAGCAGCGCUGACACCAAUCAAUCACUCACUUCCAAGUUUUCCCAAAGCCCAAAUCUUUCCUCCUCUCCUACGCCUCUCAUUUUCUCUCCCUCUCCCUCUCCCUCUCCAAAGCCCUAGUUCUGCUCUCACUAUCGAUUUGGUACUGUAAUUGAGCAUCAAUUCACUUCCAAUUUCACAGAAGCUGCAAAAUUAGGUUUUGAUUCUGUUCGGUAAAUUCAAAUUUUCUGAUUCUUUUUCCUGAGUUUCUUGUUCAGCCGUAGAAGUUAGGGCUUUGGUUCUUUCCUAUUUGAAUGGAUGAUACCGAGGACGACGCUAGGUAUCCGCCCAAGCAUUACUCUGUGAAUCACCGCGGGAAGCAUGCCAAUCGAAACCCUCUUAUUCCAAUCAACAGUAGCUAUCGCGACGAGGAGGAUGAGUAUGAAGGGGACGAAUUGGGGGAAGAGGAUGAAGAUAUGAACCAUGAAUUCGAUGAUGAAGAUGACGAUGACGAUGAUGAGGAUGAAGAAGAGGAUGUUGAAAAUGGAUAUGACGAGAGGCGGCAAAAGAAGCGGAGGCUGGAGAGUUUGGUUUCCAAUUACGAGUUUGCUCCUCGCAAGCCGCCUCAGGUUUCUCGGAAUACCCAUGCCGAUUGGACCGAUCAAGCGACGUUUGUAUUGUUAGAGGCGUGGGGGGAUAGGUAUUUGCAAUUGGGCAGGAAGAGUUUGAGGUCUGAGGAUUGGCAGGAGGUGGCUGAGAAGGUGUCCGAGGGGUCGAAGGUGGACUGGACGGAUACGCAAUGUCGAAAUCGAUUGGACACGUUGAAGAAGAAGUAUAAAAAAGAGAAAGCAAAAUUGGAAACCAUGGGAGGAUACACUAGCAAGUGGGUCUUCUACAAGAAAAUGGAUAUGUUGUUGAAUUCAUCAUCUUCAUCAAAGCAACAGUUUGGAUUGCCUUGUGGGGUUGAUUCUGGGGAGUACGUGUUUAUGAAUCCGAGGGUGUAUUUGAAUCGGUCCAAUGGGUUGGAUGAGAUGAGGGAUAGUCCGGGUGAGUCAGAGGACGAUGAGGACUCUGAUGGGCUUCCACCCAAAAGGAAAGGGCAUGGAGGAGAUGAUAAUGAUGCAUCAUCGUUUAGGUUGUUGGCUGAUUCAAUUCAAAAGUUUGGGGAGAUUUAUGAGAAGAUUGAGAAUAGUAAGAGGCAGCAAAUGUUAGAGUUGGAGAGGAUGAGAAUGGACUUUCAGAGAGAUUUGGAGGUACAGAAGAAGCAGAUUCUUGAAAGGGCACAGGAGGAGAUUGCUAAAAUACAGCAAGAGGAUGAUGAUGAAACUGAUGGUUCUGCAGAGAAUCUCAGUGGGUAAUGAAUAUGUUAAAGGAACCUCGUGCAAUCCUCUAGGGGGAGACUUUUCUCUCAGCUUGGUCAAAGCAGGGAGGAGAUGGCAGUGCAAAGAAUCUCAGGUUUUAUUGGAUGUGCUAGGCGUGUAUUUAACCCCAUAUGUAUGCGGUAUUACCAUGGUUAUACAUUUUGACUGGAGUUCAUGGUUUGUAAUAACUUUUUGGCUUAAGAAUUCACCAUAUAAUUC
Diospyros lotus (date-plum) is the source of this 1585-nucleotide messenger RNA. Its product is annotated as trihelix transcription factor ENAP1. The record is from RefSeq and is a predicted model, not a curated record. The transcript has 2 exons. Gene Ontology annotation, molecular function: transcription cis-regulatory region binding. Bases 320 to 1363 code for a protein of 347 amino acids. Gene Ontology annotation, cellular component: nucleus. Lineage: Eukaryota; Viridiplantae; Streptophyta; Magnoliopsida; Ericales; Ebenaceae.